Molecule: messenger RNA, 1290 nt
Organism: Venustampulla echinocandica
Lineage: Eukaryota; Fungi; Ascomycota; Leotiomycetes; Helotiales; Pleuroascaceae
Product: mRNA-capping enzyme subunit alpha
Exons: 3
Coding region: 1-1290 (429 amino acids)
Biological process (GO): 7-methylguanosine mRNA capping
Cellular component (GO): mRNA capping enzyme complex
Molecular function (GO): mRNA guanylyltransferase activity; ATP binding
Source: RefSeq, a predicted model, not a curated record
AUGGCAGACCCCAAUGAUGUCUUGCCUAUAAACGAGCCAGGGAUGAAGAUAGAGGGGGAUGCCCUAUAUGCCCUACGGAGAGAAGUCGCACAGUUGCUAGAUCGGAAGAAUCUCGGUUUCCCAGGCGCACAGCCUGUUAGUUUUGCAAGACGGCAUCUUGAGGAGUUGACGAAGCAGGACUAUUACGUCUGCGAGAAAUCCGACGGCUUGCGUUACCUCCUCUACCUAACAACCUAUAACGACGAAGAGGCCCACUAUCUCAUUGAUAGGAGGAAUGAUUUCUGGAUCGUUCCCAAGAAUAGCCUCCACUUUCCAGUUCCCAGAGACGUUCAAGGCUUUCAUGUCAGUACCUUGAUCGAUGGCGAACUUGUACUUGACAAACUUCCCGAUGGGAAACUGCAGCCCAAGUACCUGGUCUUUGAUUGUAUGAUACUGGAUGGAAAUAGCUUAAUGAGUCGAACCCUUGACAAACGGUUGGCCUACUUUCAAGAGCGGAUUUAUGAUCCGUAUAAACAACUUCUUCAGAGUUACCCCCAGGAAAUACCCUUCAUGCACUUUAUUGUCGAGAUGAAAUCAAUGCAGUUCAGCUAUGCAAUAGAGCUUAUGUUUGCCAAGAUCCUCCCUGACUUGCCGCAUGGCAAUGAUGGCUUGAUUUUCACAUGUCGGACGAGCGAAUAUAAGCAUGGCACCGACCCACACAUCCUAAAGUGGAAGCCAGAGGAUGAGAACAGCAUCGACUUCCGCUUAAUACUCGACUUCCCUCUCGCACAGCCCGAUGAGCAGGAUAUUGCGGAAGGGGUUACCGAACCAUACCCCGAUUAUGAUGCUAUGCCAAUAUGUAAUUUGCACGCUUUUGCAGGUGAUGGACGAGAAGACCCGUGGUUUAGUACCAUGCACCUCGAACCCAAGGAAUGGGAAGGUCUAAAGGCUUUGAAGGAGCGACUGAAUGAUAGAAUCGUGGAAUGCUAUAUGGAUUCCCAGAAAAGGUGGCGGUACAUGCGAUUCCGCGAUGACAAAGAAAACGCCAACCAUACGAGUACAGUCCAGAGUGUUAUUGAAAGCAUCACAGACAGGGUGACCAAACAAGAUCUUACAAAUGCUCAGAAAGUUAUCCGAGAUGAAUGGAAGAGGAGAGCAGCUGAUGAGCAGGCUCGAGAGCGAAAGGAGGCAGAGAAAAGACGGGCCGCGUCCGCGAGCAGCGGGCCUCUAAAUGCGGGAGUGAAGCGGAAGGCUGAUGGACAGGGCAACGGGCGACCCAGCCCGGGGCCUCCUAUGAAGAAAGAGUUGUAG